AUGCAUUUUUUAUUAAUUGCAAUUCUAGCUAUGAUCCACGCAGGCACUUCCCAAGCCGGGACCCUUGAGGUCAUAGAUUAUGAUGGACAUUGUCUGAUAUGGUCUAACGAUAAUUAUGGCUGCACGGGUUACUCGGCGUCUUUUGGCUCUCUUGGUGGAGCUGAUUGUUCAGGUAGGCACCUUCCAUUGAAGCUUAAGACGGCUAUUAACCAAUUCAUAGAGCUAAGUGAGGUCGUUAAGGGCAAUCGUUCCGAAUUGAAUGUGCUCAAUGUCGACGUAUGCGGUACAGAAGACGGCUCGCCUGUAGCCUGGAUCCAGGUGAAUCACACGGGACGGGUCAGCUUUACCAAUAUAAAUGGAAACCAAGCGUCAUGUGUACUCAAUGAUGGAUUGAAGACUGGUAGUUGGUGUGUUACAAUUGAGAAAAAGGACAAAACGAACUCGCACUCCUACUCAUCUACCGGCACUCCAUCUACCGGCACUCCAUCUACCGGCACUCCAUCUACCGGCACUCCAUCUACCGGCACUCCAUCUACCGGCACUCCAUCUGUCAGCGCUCCGAACGACAAACUCCUACGAUCACCAGUGUGUUCAGCACGCCUAAAUGGUCGUCGCUAG
Penicillium olsonii is the source of this 618-nucleotide messenger RNA. NCBI's taxonomy places the organism in Eukaryota, Fungi, Ascomycota, Eurotiomycetes, Eurotiales, Aspergillaceae. The record is from the annotation of a GenBank genome assembly.